CCUUCACUAUAAAAGCACCUGUCCUGGCCACACUUCACUCGCAUCUCACUUUCUCUCUCUCUCUCUCUCUCUCUCUCUCACACUCACCCUCACUCUCUCCUGAACUCCACGCACACACUCUCUCCCCGUUGAAGAGCAGCAGGACCGAACAGCACGGUAAAGGGACCAUGAGUUACUCCAGCGACAUUUACAGCAGCAGCUCCUACAGGAAGAUCUUUGGAGAUGCCCCCCGCUCCGGCCGCGUGGGUCUGGGCAGCAGCCCGUCCCGUCUGCACUCUGCGGGAUACCGCAGCAGUCACCGCACUUAUGGCUCCCCAUCCAUGAUGUCCUCCGCCACCUACCGCAGGUCAGCGGCGCCUGGCCGCGUCUUCUCCUCCAUGCAGGACUCCAUGAUGGACCUGACCCAGUCCACCGCGGUCACCAACGAGCUCAAGAUCAUCCGCACCAACGAGAAGGAGCAGCUGCAGGGCCUCAACGACCGCUUCGUGUCCUUCAUCGAGAAAGUGCACAACUUGGAGCAGCAGAAUAAAGUCCUGGAGGCGGAGGUCACGCUGCUGCGCCAACGCAACAACGAGCCCUCGCGCCUGCACGAGCUUUACGAGCAGGAGAUCCGCGAGCUGCGGGCGCGCGUGGAAGAGCUGACCCACGAGAAGAGCCAGAUGCACCUGGACUGCGUGCAGAUGAACGAGACCCUGGAGCGCGUGAGGGAGAAACUGGAGGAGGAGAGCAGGCUGCGCGAGGAGGCGGAGAACACCCUGAAGGGCUACCGGAAGGACGUGGACGACGCCACCCUCGCGCGCCUGGAGCUGGAGAAGAAAGUUGAGGCUCUGCUGGAUGAGAUCGCCUUCCUCAGGAAAGUUCAUGAAGAGGAGCUGCAGGAGCUGCAGGCGUCUCUGCAGGCCACCCAGGUGUCUGUGGAGAUGGACAUGAGCAAACCGGACCUGACUGCGGCCCUGAAGGACAUCCGGGUUCAGUAUGAGAACCUGUCUGCCAGGAACCAGUCCCAGGUAGAGGACUGGUACCGUUCCAAGUUUGCCAGUGUGACCGAGGCGGCUGCCCGCAACCAGGAAGCCAUCAAGACCUCCAAGGAGGAGCUGAGUGAGUACCGCAGACAGGUGCAGGCCCGCACCCUGGAGAUCGAGGCCCUCAGGGGCCAUAACGAGGCUUUGGAGAGGCAGAUUGCUGAGAUGGAGGAACGCCAUAACAAUGAAAUUGGAGAGAUGCAGGAUACCAUUCAGCAGCUGGAGGCUGCUCUCCGCAGCACCAAAGGAGAAAUGUCCCGCCACCUCCGGGAAUACCAGGACCUGCUGAAUGUCAAGAUGGCUCUGGACAUCGAGAUUGCUGCCUACAGGAAGCUGCUAGAAGGUGAGGAGUGCCGCCUCAGCUCUGUUGGCGGAGCCAUGGUCCAGUCUGGUUACCCCGGGUUCUCCUACAUGUCGGCCCGCACCUACACCCUGGGAGCCUACAGGAAGUCUGAAGCAAAGCCUGAGGAGGAGGAAGAGGAAGGGGAGGGAGAGGAGGAGGAGGAGGGAGAGGAGAACGAGGAGGAGGGCGAGGAGGGAGAAGAGGGAGAAGAGGGAGAUGAGGGAGAUGAGGGAGAUGAUCAGGAAGAGGGCGAGGGUGAGGAGGAGGAAGAGGAGGAGGAAGAGAAGGUGAAAGAGAAGGAGAAGGAGAAAGAGAAGGAGAAGGAGAAGAAGAAGGAGACCCCCGCCGGAAAGAACAGCAAGAGUUAAAUGGCUUAUUUGGUCAUCUCCAUCAUUAUCAGUAACACAUUCCUCAUCUCAUCAAUCACUUCUGUGGAUCUGAUCACAUCACCUCUGUCACACGAACACUUCAGAUGCCUCACACCUUCUGUGUUUUUCUGUCUCUGUUUGCUCUGACGUGAUUAGUUUAUCCGAUGGAAAAGAAAGGAAGGAAUAAAUGUGUUUCACUGGCAGAGGAGUUUAAAUCAUUUUCAUCCUCUGUGGAGAUCACCGGGCCUUGUUCGCAAAUCGUUCUUAAGAGGAAAUUUGUUCUUAAAACCCUCUGAGAAGAUUCUGAUAGUUUUCUUAUCUCUGAUUUAUUCUAAGCAAACUCUUAGAACACUCUUACAAACAUUUGAGUGCUGAUAUGUUAGGAUAAAAUAUUUAAUUUUGCACUCAUCAGCACUCAAAUGUGCCAGAUUAAGAAUGACACAAUUCUAUCACUUUAAGACUUAUAUAUAAUUCAAUAAUGUGCAGCAUUUGAUCUGACCUGCAAAUUUAGCACAUUUAUCAUGACACUUAUUUAAAACAGUUAAAACCUAUCUUCACACAUGGGCAUUUAAAUGUGUUUUAAUGAUGUUUCAUCAUUUUAAAGCAUCAGGGAUAAGUAUUAAUGUAUAUUUCAAUCAAAUUAUACUCACUGUGAAAAGCAAAACAAAACAAAACAAAAAAAGAUGACCCUCACCCUUUACAUUUAACUUUUCAAUCAACUAUAAUUCAUCCUUUUCUUCUUACAGCACCAUACAUGAAAUUUCUGACAAAUGCACCCAGUCGUUUAGUGUCAUUUGGACUAGGAUUGCAUCGUCUUUA
Messenger RNA from Cheilinus undulatus (humphead wrasse), 2552 nucleotides. RefSeq lists its product as uncharacterized. Bases 168 to 1733 code for a protein of 521 amino acids. The record is from RefSeq and is a predicted model, not a curated record. Gene Ontology annotation, cellular component: intermediate filament. NCBI's taxonomy places the organism in Eukaryota, Metazoa, Chordata, Actinopteri, Labriformes, Labridae. Gene Ontology annotation, molecular function: structural molecule activity. The transcript has 4 exons.